Molecule: messenger RNA, 596 nt
Organism: Austrofundulus limnaeus
Lineage: Eukaryota; Metazoa; Chordata; Actinopteri; Cyprinodontiformes; Rivulidae
Gene: ramac
Product: RNA guanine-7 methyltransferase activating subunit
Exons: 3
Coding region: 97-444 (115 amino acids)
Biological process (GO): RNA 5'-cap (guanine-N7)-methylation
Cellular component (GO): mRNA capping enzyme complex
Molecular function (GO): RNA binding
Source: RefSeq, a predicted model, not a curated record
CUUUAAGUUACAGACGUGUGUUCCGGGGGGAAACAUUUCAGAGACGGUCUGAAGCGGUUCAGCUAAAACUGACAACAUUCUCCUUGUUUAAGAAUCAUGACCGAGACCCCAGAAAACCCGAAGAGCCUCGAGGAUCUGUUUGCUCACAGGUUCUCCUCAGAGGAUGAGGAGUACCAGCAGUACCUGAGCCGACCCGCUGACCCCCCACCCAUCGUGGAGGGCUGGAGGAGUCGAGGAGGAGGAGGGGGGAACCAGAGAGGCAGAGACAACCGGUACCAGGACCGCCGUGGGUUUCGUGACCGUGGGUGGGGAGGAGAGCGCAGCCACCACGGCCAGCACCACUGGCACGACAGAGACCGGUACCGAGGUCACGGAAGUGGGUAUCAGUCCGGAUCUCCAGGCUACAACUCCCACCAGCAGAGACCACAUUAUGACCGUUACUGAGCUCCUGAAGUGGACCCCCAGUCCUGAUUACCGGUCCAGCCGAUGAUCUUUUUAAAGCUGGACCGGUUCUGUUAUACCUUUAGUUUUAUGUUUGUGAAAUGUCCCAGAUGAGUUUAGCUUGUUGAUAUUAAACUAAACAGAGUUUAAAGGGC